AUGAAGACCAGCGUUAUUUCUCUAAUAGCUCUCGCUGCAGUUGUCGCUGCUGCUGGUGUCCAACCAGGGGCUCACUCUAAUACAAACGCCGUUCCCAACAUUGUGGUCUCACCCCCAGGGGAUGGCAACGGAGCGAUUGACAACACUGUCAGGCCGAAUGAUAACAACCGGUUGGGACAGUAUUGGAUGCAAUACGGUAUUUGCGAUACCAGGACACGCAAGACCACUUGCAAAAUCCAGUCGAUCCCGUCUGGGAAGCGUUGGGUUGGCUACAAGUGUCGUAAUAAGUGCACGGAGGGAACCUGUCGGAUUGAUUCGACGCAGCCUGGGGAGCCCGCGGAUUGCAGCGUUCCCAAGCAACAAUAA
This is a messenger RNA of Aspergillus nomiae NRRL 13137, 366 nucleotides long. RefSeq lists its product as uncharacterized. The record is from RefSeq and is a predicted model, not a curated record. Lineage: Eukaryota; Fungi; Ascomycota; Eurotiomycetes; Eurotiales; Aspergillaceae. Bases 1 to 366 code for a protein of 121 amino acids. The transcript is spliced from 3 exons.